GGGUGGGUUAUUUUCUGGGUUCUUCCAAGGGGAACGGACAGAUGGACAAACAGAUGGACGUUUCUCUCUUUCCCGCUAAGCCCCUGUUCCCAUACCUUGAUCUUUUCAGGAAAGCGCUCUUUAGAGCAUGGAAAUGGGAACUCGCUAAAGACCGUGUUUUUGUGUCUGGUGCUUCUUGGAGCACUUGUCAGAAACGUGCAGCAGUAGGAGCUUCUUUAAUUCGAUUCCUUGAGGGCCCUGGGACUGCGGAGUGUAAUCUCUUCUUCCUCAGUUAGAAUUUUGUUUGCUCAUAAAAAGAAAUAUUAGUAGAGGUCGGGAUCCCAGUAGUAUGUGGGGUGGGCAGGCGUGGCAACGAUUUUCAAAUUGUUUGGGGGAUUACUUUCCAGUAUUAGUGAUCAUAGUGCGUGUUUCCUAAUCCUUUGGCUAUUACCCCUGCUUCCUUCUUUGGUUUAAAAGUUUAUCAUGGGGAAUGCUCUUUCUACUACUUCCACUGGUUACAAAUAUUUUCGAGACUAAACCUUUUUAACCUCAAAAAAUACAUUCAAAGUCUAGCGACGGCUGUUUUAAUGUUUACAGUCAAUGCUUAGCGCACGCACGAAAUUCCUUUGUGGUAAUUUGGUGGCCCCCCUCCAGGUAUUACAUGACUGUUUGGGAACCACUGUGCUUCACCCGUCAGGAGUCCUCUUUUCCCCAAAAUGUCUUAUUACUCGCUUAACUCCUUUGGACUAGUUUUUCGGUUAUAUAAGGGGUUGAACUAGAUAAUCACUUCGGAAAUUUUUUGAUCCGGUAAUAUUGGGCUUUGAGAUAUGAAGAUGUAAACCAUUGUUUUGCUGUAAUUUGUAUGUGAAAAGUGCCAUGUGGCUUUUAACUUUUAAAAAAGAGAGGUUUAAAUAAAAACUACCUUUAAUCCCACCACCUAGAGUUAGGUGUGUUGAUCUUUCCUUGUGCCUUGCGUGUGCAGUAUGACUGAGAUUGUACGGUACAGUUUGCAACUUGUUUGACCUAAUUUGCAUUUUUCUAUUAGCUUACCAUUGAUUUCCAGUGACUAAUAGUCUAACGUUUAAUUAUUCACUGUUGUUGGGUAGUUUGCAGUUUUUACGUAUUUGCAGUGAAUGUAUCCUACAUGUAUCUUUGAGUCACUGAUUCUUACUUUCCCUGAUGAAUGCCUAACAAUGGAACUGGGUGAGUGAAUGAUGUCGCUUAAAUAUUACGGAGAAAAUGUAUUUUAGCAGAUAGUAAUGGUCAAGGUCAUUCAUUUUUGUUACACAGCUGUGUUUUCCUAGAACAAGCAAGCUAUUUCUGCUGUCACUCUUCUGGCUUAAAUGCUAAAACUGACAACCUCCAGAUUUUAGGUGUUUUUGGACCAGAAGCAUCAGGAACAAAUAGAUCCAAGUUCAGAUAGGGUGGAUCUCUAUGAUUUGUUUAUUCCUGAGGUUGUCUUAUCAUGGCUGAAAAUGACAUAGAAAGAAUCCAGACUGAGAAACUCCUAAAAAGAGUGCAAGAACUGGAGCAGGAGGUACAGAGACUUAAAAAAGAACAGGCCAACAACAAGGACUCAAACGUUAGAGAAAAUUCUUCAGGAGCUGUAAAAGCUAAGCGUGCAUUUGAUUUCAGCGCUCACGGUCGAAGACACGUAGCCCUAAAGAUAGCCUAUCUGGGCUGGGGAUAUCAGGGCUUUGCCAGUCAGGAAAACACAAACAAUACAAUAGAAGAGAAACUGUUUGAGGCUCUAACCAAGACUCGACUAGUAGAAAACAGACAGACAUCCAACUAUCACCGGUGUGGGCGAACAGACAAAGGAGUUAGCGCCUUUGGACAGGUGAUUUCUCUUGACCUACGUUCUCACUUUCCAAAGGGCAAGGAUUCAGAGGAUUUUAAUUUAAAAGAUGAAGUCAACGAUGCGGCUAUAGAGAUCCGUUAUACCCACAUUCUCAAUCGGGUGCUCCCUCCAGACAUCCGUGUACUGGCCUGGGCUCCCGUAGAACCUAGCUUCAGUGCUAGGUUCAGCUGUCUUGAGAGGACCUACCGCUAUUUCUUCCCUUGUGCUGACUUAGACAUUGUAACCAUGAACAAUGCAGCUCAGAAGUACGUUGGCACACAUGAUUUUAGGAACUUAUGUAAAAUGGAUGUAGCCAACGGGGUGAUUAAUUUUCAGAGGACUAUUCUGUCUGCUCAAGUGCAGCUAGUAGGCCAGAGCCUGGCUGAGGAGAGAUGGCAAGAACCCUUUCAGUUAUGUCAGUUUGAAGUGAUUGGCCAGGCAUUCCUUUACCAUCAAGUCCGCUGUAUGAUGGCUAUCCUUUUUCUGAUUGGCCAAGGAAUGGAGAAGCCAGAGGUUAUUGAUGAGCUGCUGAACAUAGAGAAAAAUCCCCAGAAGCCUCAGUACAGUAUGGCUGUAGAAUUUCCUUUAGUCUUGUAUGACUGUAAGUUUGAAAAUAUUAAGUGGAUCUAUGACCGGGAAGUUCAGGAGUUCAAUGUUACCCACCUUCAGCAGCUAUGGGCUAAUCAUGCUGUUAAAACUCAGAUGUUGUAUAGUAUGCUACAAGGACUGGACUCUGUUGCGGUGCCCUGUAGGACAGGACCAAAGAUGGACGGAGUGACAGAAUGGAGAAAUGUUCAGCCCUCUGUCAUAAAGCAGACCAGUGCCUUUGUAGAAGGGGUGAAAAUGCGCACUUAUAAGCCCCUAAUGGAUCGUCCUAAAUGCCAAGGAUUAGAAUCCCGGAUCCAGCAUUUUGUACGUAGGGGACGCAUUGAGCACCCGCAUUUAUUCCAUGACGAAGAAACAAAAGCCAAAAGGGACUGUAAUGACACACUAGAAGAAAAUACUAUUUUGGAGAAGCCAACAAAGAGAGUUUGUGUUGAUACAGAAAUUAAAAGCAUCAUUUAACCAUAGAGAACUCACCAAGAUCUAGGAGGCAACAAAACACCAUUAGGCUAAAGAAGUUCUUGCUUGAAUAAGAAAGAAUUUAAACAUUCUUUCAUUCCUGUCCAAGAGAAUUAGAGAUGGAAGAAGCAAAAAGUAAUUUUAAAAUGGACAUAUAUUUACAUACACCUGGAAACCUGUGCCUUUUGUUCAAAUUCAUUAAAGCCAGAUCCUGCAAGUGUC
Orcinus orca (killer whale) is the source of this 3103-nucleotide messenger RNA. RefSeq names its product pseudouridine synthase 3 (gene PUS3). Bases 1445 to 2884 code for a protein of 479 amino acids. Gene Ontology annotation, biological process: mRNA pseudouridine synthesis; tRNA pseudouridine synthesis. The record is from RefSeq and is a predicted model, not a curated record. Gene Ontology annotation, molecular function: RNA binding; pseudouridine synthase activity. Gene Ontology annotation, cellular component: cytoplasm; nucleus. The transcript is spliced from 5 exons. NCBI's taxonomy places the organism in Eukaryota, Metazoa, Chordata, Mammalia, Artiodactyla, Delphinidae.